Molecule: messenger RNA, 631 nt
Organism: Cajanus cajan (pigeon pea)
Lineage: Eukaryota; Viridiplantae; Streptophyta; Magnoliopsida; Fabales; Fabaceae
Product: gibberellin-regulated protein 13
Source: RefSeq, a predicted model, not a curated record
UUCUUAUAGCAAAUGGAGUGGAAAGCAUAGGGAAGGAUGUGUUUGUAAUUGUCUUUUUGGCAAAACCAAGGUUGGACUGUUUCUAUCUAAAACAAUAGCUAGUGCCACAUUUCAUCUAUAAAAUGGGCUGAAAUCUCAUCUGCCACUAGUUAGUUGUUGAAGACCACACUUGAGAUAACUUCUCUCAACUUCUGCUUUUCUUAGCUUCUUUGUGCGAGCUCCAUUUUGAGCAAUGGCUAGAAAAUUAAGCAUCAUUAUACUCUGCCUUGUUCAAAUGCUGCUUCUUCUCGUUGAAAACCAUGCUGAGAUUGUUGUGUCCACCGUUGAGGCUCCAGCUCCGCAGCCUAGCAAAAACGCCACUCAUUUUCCCAGUCGUGGCAUCACCGAAGGCAGUCUUCAACCACAAGAAUGCGGGCCACGUUGCACAACUAGAUGCUCAAAGACACAGUACAAGAAACCAUGCUUGUUCUUCUGCAAAAAGUGUUGUGCCAAGUGCUUAUGUGUGCCUCCCGGUACUUAUGGUAACAAGCAAGUUUGCCCUUGCUACAACAAUUGGAAGACCAAAAGGGGAGGACCCAAGUGCCCCUGAAAACUUCUAACUUUACCUAUUAAGUCUUUUUUUUUUUUUUUU